CUAGAACUUUCCACGCUUUUCCUACGACUUCUACCUUAAUAAGCAACUUCGGCAUGAUGCCGGAUUGCCAAAUCCCAACAAUUAUCAAUGCAUAGAUACGGGCCUGUGCGUAAAGAAAAAAAAUUCCACAACAAUAUUCAGCUAAGUUGACUCGGACGUGCCGAAGUUCGCGGCGGGCCGGUCAGCGAACCCUAACCCCAGCGCCUUUUCCCUCCUUCCAAUGCGACCUACUCUGUCUGUCCUGAAAGUCGCGGUCCUAUCGCAACCUUUCAAGCGGUCACAACUUGGUAUCUUCCAAGGCAAGUCCAAGCAAUACGGCAACAACGUCCCGUUUUCCAAGCACAAGUCACGCAGGACAUGGCUCCCUAACGUCCAGACGAAACGUAUCUUUUCUGAUGCCCUCAACCAGUCCGUCAAGUUGAAGGUCACUACGAGAGCCUUGAAGACUAUAAAGAAGCACGGCGGACUUGACAACUACCUCACCAAGGGCAUGAAGCCUUCAGAACUCAGCUACGAAGGAAUGCGGCUACGCGUCGGCGUAUUAGAUGCAAUACGGACACCGCUGCCUGCUAAUGCUCAGCUACGAAAAUCCCCGGCGUUCCUCAAGGAGCAGAAGAAGACGGCAGGGAAGGCGAGACUGGCAGAGAUCAUCGAGGCGCAGAGGGCUGCCCUCAACCGGGUCAAGCUCAAUCGGAAGCCAACGCUGGAAGACGCGAGGAAGGUCAGGAUGGAGGUUAUGGAGACUCUGGGGCUCAAGGUGACGCCGGAUCGUAAUAGGGACAAUAGAAGGGCUAUCCUGGGUUUCUUGCAUCAAAGGGCGAAUUCACGGCAGAAAGUAUUAUUACAAGGAACUUCGUAAUAUAUUCUUUUCUAUCUCCUUGGAGGAACCAAGCUGUCUGUGUGCUUCAAAUGUUUUCGGUAUCGACUCGGAUGCUGUUCACUCGGCAAUUCGACUUUAAAAAAUUCAUCCCCUCCCGAUUGGCCGAUAGUCUGAAUGCUGGGCGCCUUCUGCCAAGCGUAAGAGCAGUGCGCUUUAUUUGUCCAAGUAUGUCCACUACGAGACA
Desarmillaria tabescens is the source of this 1064-nucleotide messenger RNA. RefSeq names its product 50S ribosomal protein L24. Gene Ontology annotation, molecular function: structural constituent of ribosome. The record is from RefSeq and is a predicted model, not a curated record. The coding region runs from base 221 to 859 and encodes 212 amino acids. Gene Ontology annotation, cellular component: ribosome; mitochondrial large ribosomal subunit. Gene Ontology annotation, biological process: translation. The transcript has 3 exons. Lineage: Eukaryota; Fungi; Basidiomycota; Agaricomycetes; Agaricales; Physalacriaceae.